Effrenium voratum is the source of this 2871-nucleotide messenger RNA. Lineage: Eukaryota; Dinophyceae; Suessiales; Symbiodiniaceae. The record is from the annotation of a GenBank genome assembly.
AUGGCGGGGCUUGCUGGUGCACUGGGCUACCUCACUCUGAUGACCAGGGAUGAUGUUUGGAUGAUUUUGGACGGGGAGAUGACGCAGCACCGCAGGGCCUUCUCAGCGGCCAGAGAGGAGGCUGACCCGCUUGUGCAGACAGCGGGCUCUGGCUCGACUAAGCAGGUGCAGGUUGACCGCGAGCGGCUAUUCUUGUUCUACAAGAGCGACACGGCGGGUGUCGAGACCCUGUUCACCCCAGACCGGCUUGCAAGCAUUUGCGAAUUGGAAAAGACCAUGGUCAACAACUCUUUGGUGGAGGACGUGACUCUGAUGGAUUCCGUUCUCGGCCUCUUCUAUGGGACGGCGGCAAAUCCUGCGCUGCAAUCGAUCCCUGCCGCACGAACGUUGGCAAGUUAUGACUGGGGCUGUCAGAAGCUGGCAGACGCUGACGUGGAUGAUGUGGUGGAGAAAGCGUAUGCGGACAUGGUCGCAAAGGGUCCGCAGUCGCUCUACGCAAGGUUUGUUGACCCCUAUUUUCCACAGACCAAGAAGAGCGCCUACAGCCGGACCUUUCUGCAGAUAAAUGUCGUGCCAGAUCAGGGAGAGGCGGUAGUCCAGCCGGCCUUUGACUACCUGGGCCUGGCAUAUGGCUUUCUUAAAUCCGCCCUCCAGGGUGAUGAAGAUCGCUUCGUUGCUUCCGGCAAUAUCCGAGUGCGCCUCACCUACACCGGCAUCAACGAGAUCCAGAAAAUGGCCAUUCCGGACUUCAUGUUGUCCUUCAUGGCAGUCGCUCUGGUAUUCAUCAUUGUGUGGCUCCACACAAAAUCCAGCUUCCUCGCAGCCACCAGUUUGUUCAUGAUGAUCAUGAGCUUGCCAAUGGCAGCGCUCAUUUAUCAGGGAGUCUUUCGGGUCCUCUACUUUGAAUUCCUCCAUAUCUUGGUGGUCUACCUGGUUCUUGGUAUCGGGGCUGAUGACAUUUUCGUGUUCAAAGACACCUUCUGCCACAUUGUCAAGGCUGAAUACCCUUUCCUUGCUGGUGGCCGGCUCUCCGAAGACCAGGAGAUCAAAGUCCUGUCGCUGACGUAUCAACGUGCCGGCGUCGCCAUCUUCAACACUUCCUUCACCACAGCGGCAGCCUUCACAUCCGCAUCGGUGUCCAAAGCAAUGCCCAUGAGGACUUGCGGAUGGUUCGCGGCCACCUGCAUUAUCAUGGUCUACGUGCUGACGCUGACGUACUUUCCUCCUUUGCUUCUGAUGUGGCACCGGCGCCUGCAAUCCAAGAGAUGUUUUUGCCCCAGCCUCACGGAGCGGGAGACCUCGGUGGUGCCAACGCAAGGCGACAAAGUCAAGGAGGAGCCGAUGGGAUUUGUAGAGACCUUCUUCGAGAAGCUUUACAUACCAGUGAUGUCCAAGAAGGUGGGCCAAGUUCGGAUCUUCGCGUUGAUGAUCUUUGUGAUCCUGCUCGUGGUCGCCAUCCAAGGAGUUGCCUUCGCCUUGCAGCUGACCCCGCCGCGGUCCGAGGAGGUGUGGUUCCCAAGCAAUCAUAUGCUGCUGAGCCUUCAAGACUUUAUGGCGGAUAACUUCUACACACCAGCAUUUGAGAACUAUGGCGUCGUCACGGUAUUCUUUGGCAUCUCCGGCUUGGACCGUGCAGGUAUUGACGUGUAUAAUCCAGGAGCAUUCACGGGCACUGCCAUUUACGACAGCGGCUUCGACUUGACUACCCAGGAGGCGCAGACGGCUCUGCUGGGCAUUUGCUCAAAGGUGCACAACAUCACAUGUGAGAUGGAGGGGUGCGACAACGCGGGGUACAACAGUCUGAUGAUGCAGACAACAGAAAGGACAGACGCCUGCUUCCUGGAAGACUUCAAGCACUGGAUGAACGGGACAUUGCCUACUGGGACUUUGUUCACAGAGAAGCUCCUGGAGUUUCGCCGCAGCGCAAACAAAGGUGACUACUAUGGGGAUUUGAUGGGACCCACGGUGAACUACGAGAAGGACAUUGGCUUUGUCGAUGGGGAGCUGAAGUACGUGGCCCUUCAUUUCCGCAGCGCCAUGAAAAAGCGGCUACCUUUCUCCCUAGGCACCGCGAUUCGUGACCACAUCCGACAGUGGAUGAUCGAGCAGCGAGGAUCGUUGCCUGCAAGUUUGCAGAGCAUGAAGUUCCACGGGAACGGCGAAUUCCAGAGGUAUGACAUGGGGGAGGAGCUCAUUAAUGGCCUUUUCUCCGGCGUGGCCAUUGCCAUGCCCAUUUCCUUCCUGGUCUUGCUGUGCUCCACGCAGAAUGUGGUCGUGGCGAUUUAUGCAGUCAUCAGUGUGGCAUUCAUUGUCAUGUGUGUGCUGGGCUUCUGCAAGAGCGCGAUGGAUUGGGACUUGGGCGUGGGUGAAGCCAUUGCUGGCGUCAUUGUCAUUGGUUACUCGGUCGACUACGUGGUGCACCUUGCUCACAUGUACUGCGAGAGCAGUCACUUUGGUCACUACACCCGUGAUGCGCGUGCCAAGUUUGCCAUUCGCAACAUGGGCUCAACAAUUUUUGCAGGUGCUCUCACCACAAUGCUCGCCGGUGCAACGAUGUUUAUUUGCUGGUUUUCCUUCUUCAUUAAGAUGGCCAUCCUGAUCUGUGUCACGAUCAUGUACUCCUUCCUUUUCUCCCUGCUGUUCUUCAUGUCACUUCUUUGGCUGGCAGGACCGGAGGACAACUUCGGCACCAUUCCGAUGGACAAGCUGCUUCACCGUCCAGAGGCCAAGGUGGAUGCCUCCAUCAUGAACGACACGCCUCAGGAGGUAAACUAUGCCAGCCCUUCCAAAGACGGGAAAGAGGGCGACCUGAAAGCUGAGGAGAUUGACGAAGGGACUCGCUCUGCACCCGUUCCAACGAUGAAGGCUUAG